Molecule: messenger RNA, 1665 nt
Organism: Jatropha curcas
Lineage: Eukaryota; Viridiplantae; Streptophyta; Magnoliopsida; Malpighiales; Euphorbiaceae
Product: putative protein phosphatase 2C 25
Biological process (GO): protein dephosphorylation
Molecular function (GO): cation binding; protein serine/threonine phosphatase activity
Source: RefSeq, a predicted model, not a curated record
UUUCUAACUCAUCAUAACACAGUACACUGCACAAAACAGCUCUAAAAGCUCUAAAACACACAACAAACUCAGGAACUAGAAACGAUGUCGUGUUCCGUUGCCGUCUCCAAUUCUCCCGUGUUCUCUCCGUCGUCGUCUCUCUUCUGCAACAAUAAAAGUCCCAUACUGAAAUCUCAAUCGCCGGCAGAUACUAUAACCCUAACGCUUAACCAUCUAAAACCAUCGCAGUCUCCAUCGUCUUCUUCUUCUCCAUCCUCUCCUUGCUCUCCUUUGCGUUUACGCCUCCAGAAGCCUCCCACUGCACUUGCUUCUUCGUCUUUAGCUUCUACUUCUGGUUCAUCGGCGUCCACCGCGGCGGUCUUAAAGAGAAAGAGACCUGCGAGGCUUCAUAUUCCGAUUAUGGAGGUUUUUGGAGGUCCAAUUACAUCGGCAGCUGCUGAGAAAGCGGAGAUAGAGAUAGAAGGCGAUGGAUAUUCAGUGUAUUGUAAAAGAGGGAGGAGAGAGGUUAUGGAGGAUCGCUUCUCUGCUGUUCUUGAUCUUCAAGGAGAUCCUAAGCAGGCUUUUUUUGGUAUUUUUGAUGGGCAUGGAGGUUCUAAAGCUGCUGAAUAUGCAGCAGAUAAAUUAGAUAAGAACAUUAUAGAAGAAAUAGCCAAGAGGGGUGAAGAACAAAUUGAGGAUGCAGUUAAACAUGGCUAUUUAAACACAGAUAGUCAGUUUCUAAAGGAAGAUGUAAGAGGAGGUUCAUGCUGUGUCACAGCCCUGAUUCGAAAGGGAAACCUUGUUGUAUCCAAUGUUGGUGAUUGUCGCUCUGUUAUGAGCAUAGGAGGUGUGGCUGAGGCCCUAACAUCUGAUCACCGCCCAUCUAGGGAAGACGAGAAGGAUAGAAUUGAGACCUUGGGUGGGUAUGUUGAUUUGAUCCAUGGGGUUUGGAGAGUUCAGGGAUCUUUGGCUGUAUCUAGAGGCAUUGGAGAUGGGCAUCUUAAACAGUGGGUGAUAGCUGAGCCUGACACAAAAAUUGUGAGGAUUAAACCUGAGCACGAGUUCUUGAUACUAGCUUCUGAUGGUUUAUGGGAUAAGGUUGGUAAUCAGGAAGCUAUAGAUAUUGCUCGCCCAUUGUGCAUAGGAGUGGAUAAGCCAGACCCAUUGUUGGCCUGUAAAAAGCUUGCUGAUAUCUCUGUUUCACGGGGCUGUACUGAUGAUAUCAGCGUGAUGUUGAUCCAAAUGGAGCGUUAUAUUUAAUUGUGUUGAAGUUAAGUAGAAAAAGUUAUUAGAAAUUCAGCUGACAAAUAUGUAGAUGCGAUCCGUAUUUCUACUGCUUGCUGUUAGUGUCUUUAAAAAAACCUUGCAAUGCUGGCCUGCCUUCUCUCUUUGCUAGUUACUCCCCGGUUGAAGUUGAAGGCUUAGAUGACAAAAAGUAUGCAGACAACUGAUUUAUAUUAAUUCUUUCAUUCUUUUAGAUCUUAUAAUUCAUUCUUCAGAGGAGCCUGAUAUAAAAUUAGUCUUUUUGCUAUUUAUGGGGAUUUUUACCCGUAAGGUAGCGACAUUGAUUUGUUCAUUCUAAAUAGAUUUGUGGAUUUAUAUUUUAUUCUUUGGAGGAAGAUUACUUGUAAAUCAGUUUACAUAAUAAAAUUGUUGAAGUAUGAUUAUGUUAGCUUCACUUUCAAA